Molecule: messenger RNA, 1238 nt
Organism: Pundamilia nyererei
Lineage: Eukaryota; Metazoa; Chordata; Actinopteri; Cichliformes; Cichlidae
Gene: clybl
Product: citrate lyase beta like
Exons: 8
Coding region: 1-1032 (343 amino acids)
Biological process (GO): regulation of cobalamin catabolic process
Molecular function (GO): (S)-citramalyl-CoA lyase activity
Source: RefSeq, a predicted model, not a curated record
AUGGCGGCGCACAUUACUAGAGCUGUGAAACAACUUGUCCCACAAAAGGGCGGGUGGCUCCGGGCCGCAGUCUGGCAGUUGUAUGCUGAAGCAUGGCGUCAUCACUAUCACUCUGCAGGCUCCUCUCUGCACUACAUACCCCGCAGGGCAGUUCUCUACUGCCCUGGCAACGAUGAGCGAAAAUUGAAGAAACUAGCCUCACUGGAUGUCGACUGUGCUGUGCUGGACUGUGAAGAUGGAGUAGCCCUCAGCAAAAAGACAGAAGCCAGAGAAACUAUUCCGAGGAUGCUAGCGGAAUUGGACCUGGGCCGUACAGAAAAGUGUGUGAGAGUGAACUCGGUGUCUAGUGGCUUGGCUGAGGCGGACCUGGAGGUAAUUUUGAAGGCCAAGGUUCUCCCUCGUGCCAUCAUGUUGCCCAAAGUGGAGGACACACAGGAAGUGCAAUGGUUUGUUGACAGGUUUCAGCACCACUUGAAAGGAUGGGCACUGACAGAACCCAUUCGCCUCAUCACCUUUGUGGAAACCGCUGUGGGCCUGCUCAAUUUUAAGGCGGUGUGUGAGGAAAUUCGCUCGCUUGGUCCUAAGGUUGGUCUGCACCAUGAUGGCGUGGUGUUUGGCUCUGAUGACUUCUGUGCAAGCAUAGGUGCCACACGGACCAAGGAUGCCAGAGAGCUCCUUUAUGCAAGGCAGAGGGUGGUUGUGACUGCCAAAGCCUUUGGGCUACAGGCUAUUGACCUGGUCUACAUCGACUACAAAGAUGUGGAGGGGCUGAGGCAGCAGGCCAGAGAAGGCGCUCUCAUGGGCUUCACAGGUAAGCAGGUUAUCCACCCAGGGCAGGUCCAAGCUGUGCAAGAAGAGUUCUCCCCCAGCAAGGAGAGGGUCCAGUGGGCCAAAGAGCUCAUUGCUGCUUUUGACCAACAUCAGAAGGAGGGAAAGGGUGCGUUCACCUUCCUCGGCAGCAUGAUAGACAUGCCCUCGCUGAAGCAGGCUCAGAACAUAAUAACACUCUCUGCCGCGGUGCCAAGGAAAUAACACAACUGGUGAGAAGAAAUGGCAGGAACCACACGACUAAUCUGGGACGUGGAGGUCAAAGGAAACUGGAAAGGCUGCUGGUCUCGUGGCUAAAGUGACAUUUCAAAAACUUUUCAGCCAUCGUCUCAUUGCUUCACACAAAUGCAGUGUGGAAACUGUGGAUUUCAUUUGUGAUUUUUGGUUUUAUUAAGGUUGAUUUAUGUAGC